Messenger RNA from Exophiala viscosa, 1615 nucleotides. RefSeq lists its product as uncharacterized. Bases 395 to 1348 code for a protein of 317 amino acids. The transcript is spliced from 3 exons. The record is from RefSeq and is a predicted model, not a curated record. Lineage: Eukaryota; Fungi; Ascomycota; Eurotiomycetes; Chaetothyriales; Herpotrichiellaceae.
AGAGUGGAAUGUGAGUGAGUCAAUUGUCUCAGUGUGAAGAAGUUGAGGAUGGGAUGAUGAUGGAAACGAAAUUCGAUUUUGCAAGAAGAGAAUUGUAAAGGACAAGUGAACUCCCAGCCUCUGUGUUCUCUCACCGCCCGAAUUGUCACUCUUGGCUGAAUCUCACAUCGAAUACUGCCUCACCCUCGACUUCUUGCUAUUGUUCUCCACUACUAGUUGCGGGAACAAUAGUAUGCUUCACCAUGAGGCUGGUCGAGUCGCAAUUUCAGUUGCUUGGCUGCACCAAACGCAAUUACGAGCCGACUACAUCUGGUCGAACAUAGCCAUCUGAUUGUUGGAGCAGCAUUGAUGAGCGACAGGUCGACCAAGUGCAUGCACAAGAACGCCUGACACCAUGGCUGAACCAGAAAAUAACAACGGCGACAAGGCCAAUACUAGCAGCAAGAUCUCGGAGGUAGAGGUGAAACAUCGUGGAGUCAUCGACGGUGAGGGAAAGGUUGUGGCUCCUUGCAGCGAGGACUAUCUUGUCUCCCUUGUCCUCGAGAUCCUUCGUGCCAGAGCAUAUCCACUCGUAAAGCUCGUCCGAACACACGACAUGCCGGCUCAAGUACGACGUCUACAAUUCAUAUCCACAGAAGUGCGAAGAUUGAUCCGUUCUCCUGCACUGUUCCCAUCACUUUCGGUUCGAGCAAGAUUCUCAGCACUUCUUGCGUCCGACGCAAAUUUGCAAUUCGCUCAGUCAGUCAAAGAACUCCUGCUCCACGACGUUGUCGGAGAGCUCGACCAGUUUGAACGUGACAAUUUUACACGCCCAACAUACCAGAAAGACAGCAAGGGCUGGGAGAAUUUCUAUCUGAACAUGGCGCCAGGAGCACCUACAAAACAACCAAUUCUCAAAACUACCCCGCUGUCGAGUUAUCAGUCUGUCCCGAUUGUUGGCAUGAGGAUCAUCGGUGAUUUCUGCAGGGAAGACCGGCUGCUCCGUCAAUGGGUUAGAGAGACUACAGUACCAGUGGAUGUGAAACCUGCAGCGACGACGAGAUUGCUCAACUUGGACAAGCCAGACGAACAAGAGCCAAACCCAAAACAUAUGCUUCGGCAGGAGUCUGAGGAUGUGUCCAUCCGACCGAACCCAUUCGGCGAAGACCGCAAGCUGCGUCUUGGACUUCCGAAUCAUGGACCCGAACCACUGGAGGACUUUACCCCCUUCCUAGGUCGUCUCGAGGCUCCUCCUCUGCCACAAAAUGUGCAACCAGCCACCCUGAACAAUCCAGAGGUAUUGCCAAUUCUAUCAGUGCGGUCCUGGCAUGUUCCAACGAAGCGCAUCGAGCUGCGAUUUCAUAAUUGAAGACAUCAACGUUGCGACAACAUAUCUCCCAUUGAGCCCGGUGUUCGCAGCCAGCUCGAGAGGGACUACACGAUCCAGAUGGCGCCGAACCAGUACGUUGUGCUAUCCAAUAUCAUGUUUGCUUUAGGUUAAAAGCCGUACGAGGAUAUCCAGCUAUGCCGCAAUCGCGAAUGCCUUCAUGGACAGCCUCAUUGACUGGGACGGAAUCCGCGAUGAUGCUGCCAUCCUUCGUGCCAGUACUGAAGAGGACAUUGCAGAAGCUGCUGG